Molecule: messenger RNA, 2692 nt
Organism: Sitophilus oryzae (rice weevil)
Lineage: Eukaryota; Metazoa; Arthropoda; Insecta; Coleoptera; Curculionidae
Product: zinc finger protein 26-like
Exons: 10
Coding region: 518-2497 (659 amino acids)
Cellular component (GO): nucleus
Molecular function (GO): zinc ion binding
Source: RefSeq, a predicted model, not a curated record
CAUUUGAUAUUUUUAAAUGCAUUAAUUUAAUCUUAGAUUUAGAAGGAUUAUCAUGAUUUAACCCACAGAUUUAAACACGACAUAUAAAAAUAAAACAAUUUCAAUUUUAUAUACCGUGAUUUAACAUUUAACCUUCAAGACCUUGAAGGGCCAAAGGAAGGGCUUCAAGCAGGGUUGCCAGAUAAAAUUUAACGCGUGUCGCAGAACUCACAGUUUGAGAUAGCCCAAUGUCGCAGAUUUUGCCAAACCUUCAAAAUAGCCCAAAAUCGCAGAUCAAAAAUAUAUGACGUCUCUUUUAUCGUUUUUCUUUCUUUGUGACUUUAUUAAAAGGCAGCUGUUAAGAUAGCCCAAAGUCGCAGAUUUUGCCAAAAAAGCAGUAAAAACCUGUUUUUUGAAAAGUGGGGUAAAGAAAACAGAAGAACUAAAGAGAAAUAAUUGUUGGUUAAUAUAAUAUUAUGAAUGGAUGCCGUAAAAAAACUAAAGAAGAGCUUCAUUGAAAUGUGACUUUAAAAAAGCAAUGGAUGAAAUAUGUAGAAUUUGUGUAAAUAAUGUAGACAAAACAAACGCAGUCAAUAUUUUCUAUGAAAUUCAAGGGAGAAAGAAAAGUGUGUCUGAUAUCAUAACUGAAUGCACAUCAAUACAAAUACUUGAUAGUGAUAUGCUCCCAAAAAAUAUUUGUUUUAAUUGUUGCGAGCAACUUAUAGUACUGAGCGAUUUCCGACAAUUAAUAGUCAAAUCUGAUAUACAGUUGAAAGAAUAUGUUUUACUAGACAGCAAAAUUAACGGUACCACCGAAACUAAUUUCGAAGGUGCCGAUAUUAACCCUUUAACUAUCGAAAUCUGUAGUAGUGCAAAUGACGAUAUAGAAAAUAAUUUAGAAAUCAAAACAGAAUGUUUAGAUAUAUCAGAGGAUAUAUUAGAUGACAGAAUUGAUGAAACAAAUUGUAGUCAAUCAGAUGAACAAUUUAAAGAUAGUGGUGAGACCAAUGAAAAAGACUCUAAAAACUCUUUAAAAGUUGAUAGUUCUAAGGGUAAACGCAAACGUAAGAAAAAUAAGGUACAUGAAUUUACAUGUUCAAUUUGUGAGAAGGUGGUUCGUGGAGGAGUAAAUCGCCUAAAAGAACACAUGUUUAUUGUUCAUACUGAUAUUAAGCCACAUUCUUGCAAGACCUGCAAUAAACGAUUUAAAACUAAACCACUAUUAAGAUACCAUACUAUGGUUCACACUGGGGAAAAACCAUACCAAUGUGAAUUUUGUUUGGAGAGAUUUCCAACUCCUCAAACAGUUUUUCAACACAAGAAGAAGAAACAUAUAGGCAGCGACAAAAAACACAAAUGCGAUAGUUGUGAAAACAGAUAUUCUUCUCCCGGUGAACUGGAAAUACAUAGAAGGAAAGCUCACACCGGCGAAACGCCCUUCCUGUGCGAAUUCUGUAGUAAGAGGUUUGUGAGCGGCCCAAGUUUAAGAUUUCACAUUGCAGUCGUGCACGAAAAGGAUAAAAAAUGUCCAGUGUGUAAAGUGAUGCUGAGCCGGUACCUCAUAAAAGGCCACCUGCAAAAGCACAAGGAUCGAGCGGAGGGCAACAGGAGAUUCGUUUGCCAAGUGUGCGGGAAGAGGUUUUUUGCGGCUGAAGGUUUAAGGGUCCACGAGCGAAUUCAUACGGGCGAGAGGCCGCAUACUUGCGAGGAACAUGAAUUUACAUGUUCAGUUUGUAAGAAGGUGGUUUGUGGAAGAUCAAAUUGCCUAAAAGUCCACAUGUCAACGGCUCAUUCUAUUGUUGAGCCACAUUCCUGUGAGAUUUGCAACAAAAAAUUUAAAGAGAAAUUUCAAUUAAGAUACCAUACCACGAUUCAUACGGGUGAAAAACCAUACCAAUGUGAAAUUUGUUUAGGGAAAUUUAGAACUCCUCAAGUCCUUUUUAACCACAAGCAAAAGAACCAUAUAGGCAACGACAAAAAACACAAAUGCGACAGUUGUGAAAACAGAUAUCCUUCUCCCGGUGAACUGGAAAUACAUAGAAGGGACGCUCACACCGGAGAAAGGCCCUUCCUGUGCGAAUUCUGUAGCAAGGGCUUUAUAAGUGGCCCAAGAUUAAAAUCUCACAUUGCAGUCGUACACAAAAAGGAUAAAACGUGUCCAGUGUGCAAGUUGGUGAUCCACAGGUACUUUUUCAAACAGCACUUUCAAAAACACAAGGAUCAAUCGGAAGGCAACAAGAGAUUCACUUGCGAAGUGUGCGGAAAGAGUUUUUUUGCUCUUCCGAAUUUAAAGCUGCACGAGGUGAUUCAUACAGGGGAAAGGCCGUGUACUUGCGAGAUCUGUGGCAAGACGUUCAAUCAGAAAUCCGCCCUAACUAUACACAAACGAGUGCACAGCGAAGUCAGGGCUUUUGCGUGCGAAUUGUGUCCGAAAUCGUACAAGUACAAUCAACAGCUUCAAAUACACAUGAAAAACAACCAUCCCAAUAGGAGCCAACUAAAUGUAAACGAGAAAUAACGCAUUUUUAUCUAAUUUACUUUUUUUACAUGUUUUUUUAUUCACGUUUUACGAACUUUUUUAUUUGUUGAAUGACAUUCUCCAUAUAAUUUUACAUAUAAAAUGACAGCGACAUUUCGUAGCCGUCGCCGACGCCGUUUUUUUUUCGAUCAUAUUGUAUAUAUUACGUAUUUACAAUAAAAUUAUUUAUACAUA